GGCAUGAUCUAUCUGGUUCAAGGUAUCAGCUCAGUGUGACUAAUAGUUCCAGCUGGCUUAUAAUUGCUUUCAGUCUUUUAUUUCAGCACCUUUCUCAGCUAUGAAGAUGAAGAAUCUUCUUUUGGGAGUUAUUCUUGGACUUCUUGCUGUUGUCCGUUCAAAACCUGUUAAUAAUGUGACCCAGGACCCUGCCAAAGCUGAUGAGGCCUUUCUUAAGGAUGCCAUGACGGAGGGGUUCAUCAUUGACUCUCCCCCUACGCUUACAACUGAAUCACCCAAAAUAAAUACCACGGUUCAAGCGUCACAGCAGCCAGUUUCUAACUCUGACGACAUGAUUGAGGGCAGUGCUUCAGGAGACGCCACCGACAUGUCAACAACCUCCGUCUCACCGUAUGCAACCAUGCCUCGGGGUCUUUCACGUGCUCAGAUCUCUGAAUCCACAGAGGGUCACAUGUUUGAGGGCAGUGGUUUAGGAGGGCCCAAUGAUGAAUCAACGACCUCCUUCGUGCUCGAUACAGCAGCAACUCAGAGCGUUACACAUGCUCCAACGUCUGGCUUCACACAAAGUUACAUAUUCCAGGGGAGUGUUUCAGGAGAGUCUCCCGUCUUUCUCCAGUCUACCACAACUUCAGUGCCAAGUGAAGCCCGGUCAGGCAUCACUUCAAACCGCAUGCUGCGUGCUGGUUCAAGGUCUGGAAAGGUGACAGGAACUGAUGCCAGCUCCACUAUGAUGGCUAACAACGUUACAGAACUUCCCAUUGUACCAGCAGGACAAGGUCCACAUGUAAAUGUGGGCAGUUCACAGAAACUAGCUGUUAAUAAAGACCCACAGACACAGGAGACAGAUCCUGAACCAAGAAAUGGACAUGUUACACCCGACUGGAUCAUCAUCCUUGGCUUUAUUGUUGGGGUUGCAGCACUUGUAAUGCUCUGUGUUGCCAUUGCCACCAGACACAAGUGGAAUCGAGCAAACCAGGCAACAGUGGCUACAAGUAACUCCUCAGACCAGCAGAGGGAGCAAGAGAUGGAAAAUUUCCUGCCCAGUGACAAGCCCAAGGAGAAUGGAAAUUCAGUGUACACUGUCAUUCCCCUGGAAGAUCUUCAAGAAAAUGGCUCAACAAAAUGAGGUUCAGAAACAGACCCUUUAGAAAAUCAAAAGAGAACCACAAGACUGUGUUUGAAGCAUAAUAAUUUAAUAUGAGGAACUGCUGAGCAAAAGGGGCUUUGUGGACUUGUACACCUCUAAUCCCGGAAUGAAUGAGAACCAUGUUUUUUUCUGUUUGUUUCUUUUGUUCUUUUCCCACUGUCAUUAAAAACAUUUCAUGAGACCUUUAGCUGCAGCAAAUUUUGGUUAAUUUAUUGCCUCAUUGAUUUUUUUUUUAAUUCAUAUUCUUAUGUGUUGGUCAGGUAAUCUGGUAAUUUAUUUCAAAUGGAACUAAACUCGCUGCAGUGUUUUGUUUUUGGUUUUUUUUGCGGUUUUUCUUUGUAAUUGAUGUGGUUUCCUUUUUUCUAGUUGAAAAAAAAAACGUGUCAUUUUUUGCGAUAUUACAUAAUAAUCUUAUUGAAGACUAUCUUGUUGACUGUAACUUAUAUUAAGCUGCUCUGUUGUUUUCAUUGUGGAAGCUUGGAGUACUGAACAAGUACUAUGUCUAGUUCCUCUUCACAGCACUAUGUGCGCUGUGGUAGCAUGCACUUAUUGAACAUUCAUAUGCUGCAUCGCAUCCUCCCCCGUAUGAGAAAUAAUCACAACAGUGGCUCAUCAAUAAACAUUUAUUUGCUUCCAAUAAUCUUUACACACAUGUAUUAAAACAUUUACACACUUUCA
Archocentrus centrarchus (flier cichlid) is the source of this 1825-nucleotide messenger RNA. RefSeq lists its product as uncharacterized. Bases 101 to 1126 code for a protein of 341 amino acids. The record is from RefSeq and is a predicted model, not a curated record. The transcript has 5 exons. NCBI's taxonomy places the organism in Eukaryota, Metazoa, Chordata, Actinopteri, Cichliformes, Cichlidae.